AUGUUUUAUGAAAGUUUUCAAGCAGCUAAAGACUUCUGGUUGCAAUGGCGUUCGUCACGUGUAUUGAUUCUACUAAUUGUAUUCAUCGCGUUAUUCCUGGACAAUAUGCUCUUAACAACUGUUGUUCCUAUCGUACCUGAUUACCUUUACCGUCUCCAUCAAUCAACGGUGAAAAGUCAAGAUGAUACAUACAGAUUCUUAGCAAGAAAUUGUACGAAUAACGAAUUGAUGAAACGUCGGGAUUAUUUCGCUCGACAUCCUGUUGACCUUCGAAUUAUCCUUCGGACCUACUGUAACUGGACAGUCGAUUGGGCAAUUAACAAAACGGACACAGAAAAUAAACAACGAACCGUGAUCUUGGAAAAAGAAAAUGAAUGGGUUGGAAUCAUGUUUGCAUCAAAAGCUUUUGUACAAUUACUAACAAAUCCGUUUGUUGGACCAUUAACGAAUCGAAUUGGCUACAGUGUACCGAUGUUUGUUGGGUUUGUCAUUAUGAUUGUAUCAACUCUAAUUUUUGCGUCGAGUAAAAGCUACACUCUUCUGUUCAUUGCUCGAGCUAUCCAAGGAGUUGGAUCUGCUUGUUCGAGUGUAUCGGGUCUCGGAAUGUUAGCUGAUCGAUAUCCGGAGGAUGUUGAACGAGGAAAGGCCAUGGGUACUGCUCUAGGUGGUUUAGCACUCGGUGUGUUGAUUGGACCACCGUUCGGCGGAUUUAUGUAUGAAUAUAUUGGCAAAGCAUCUCCAUUCUUGGUUUUAGCCACGUUAGGAUUAGUUGACGGACUAUUGCAAUUGGCGGUCUUAAAACCGGGCGUCGCCAGCGAACCUAUUGAAGGUCCUUCAUUCAAAACGCUGAUUAAAGAUCCGUACAUACUUAUUGUGGCCGGGGCAAUCUCUUUCGGCAACAUUGGUAUCGCGAUGAUGGAGCCUUCGUUACCUAUCUGGAUGAUGUCAACGAUGAAAGCAUCUGAAUUUCAGCAAGGAGCUGCGUUUCUACCGGCAUCAAUCUCUUAUUUAAUCGGUACAAAUCUUUUCGGUCCAAUGGCUCAUAAAAUCGGCCGAUGGCUUUGUUGUAUGAUCGGUCUGAUACUUAUCGCCAUUGCUCUAAUUGGCGUACCUAUGGCAACCAGCAUCUACGGUUUAAUUAUUCCAAAUGGUUUACUUGGAUUUGCUGUCGGCAUGGUUGACUCGUCGAUGAUGCCAGCAAUGGGCUAUCUUGUGGAUAUACGUCAUGCAUCCGUUUACGGAAGCGUUUAUGCAAUUGCUGAUGUUGCAUUUUGUCUCGGUUAUACAAUUGGUCCAGCUCUAAGUGGAUUUGUUGUUCAUGCGUUUGGCUUUCCUGUAAUGCUCUACACAAUAUCCUUCCUUUGUUUGUGUUAUGCACCGUUGUUGAUUCUACUGCGAAAUCCACCAGCUCGAACAGAACGAAUGUCAUUGAUUACUAAUGAAAAUCAUAACUCAUUUCAAUAUACGCGUAGUAAAUCCCUUGAUAAUGAUUAUAAUUUAGAUUAG
Messenger RNA from Adineta ricciae, 1506 nucleotides. Lineage: Eukaryota; Metazoa; Rotifera; Eurotatoria; Adinetida; Adinetidae. The record is from the annotation of a GenBank genome assembly.